AUGAACUUUGAUCCACCAGCACGCUGCGGUGGAGCGGAUAACUUCGUCACAGGAGCUGAAUCUGAGCCACUUGCACGAUGCGAUGAAGCAGAUGAUCUUCCCACAGGAGUGAGAUUUGAGCCGCUAGCACGUUGCGAAGGAGCAGCUGGUUUCGUUACAGGGGUCGAAUCCUGUCUAUUCGAAGCGGUGCUAGGAGUGCGUGAUCGCAUACCGUUCAAUGGCGAAGGCAACUGUGGCGGAGGUGGAACGCCCAUGGGCUGCGGAGUUGGAACGCCCAUGGGCUGCGGAGGUGGAACGCCCAUGGGCUGCGCUACAACUGACGAUAAUUGA
This is a messenger RNA of Cylicostephanus goldi, 330 nucleotides long. The record is from the annotation of a GenBank genome assembly. NCBI's taxonomy places the organism in Eukaryota, Metazoa, Nematoda, Chromadorea, Rhabditida, Strongylidae.